This is a messenger RNA of Phytomonas sp. Hart1, 993 nucleotides long. NCBI's taxonomy places the organism in Eukaryota, Euglenozoa, Kinetoplastea, Trypanosomatida, Trypanosomatidae. The record is from the annotation of a GenBank genome assembly.
AUGGAUGUAACUGAGGCUAAAGAUGUAACGGAGGACAAGGAAGAGCCCCAGAGGAGGGUAGGAUCCCCGACAGACCCGGCGUCCUCCACCCCGACCUCUGUGGGGCCGUUGUCCUGCCAGCGGAAUCUUCGCGGGGGGUUCUUUUUCAGCCUCAACGUCGAAGACUCCGACGACGCAAGCCGAGAGGAAAGCAGGGAAGGGAACUUGGUGGUACUCCCGGUGAACUCCGGUGAUGAACGGCAAGAAAAGGAAGAGAAAGAGGAGGAAGGCCCCACAGAGACUUCGGCAUUGACCUCGUGCGAUGAGGAUGCUGCGAAGUCUUGGCAUGACCUUGGUCUUGAAGUCCGCUUGCGCUGGAGCAAGCUCCCCCCUUUGAGUCUGCACGAGUUGCUCUCACUUGUGAUUGUCCUACUUAUUCCGGUGAACAUUCUUAUCUUAGAUCUGGUGUGUUUGGAUUUUUUUAGAAAGAUACUCAUUUUCAAGCAGUCCCUUGGCCUCUGCCGGAAGAUGAUGACUAGCCAGACGGUUUCGACCGAGAUGCCCGAAAGAUGGGUCUCAAACGACAAUCCAAACUCACCCUGCAGCAUGUGGAAGAUAUCGUGGCUAGCGGUGCUUCUACUCUGGCUGCUUUUACCAAAUGGUUUGAUUAUCGGGGGCAUCCUCGCUAAUAUUUUUGUAUACAAAGAGCAGAAACCGCGUUCAGGUCCCUCAGAUAUCCCGACCGCUUCUUUAGAGAGCCUUCGCAAGGGAUUUUUGACUCAUAGAAUAAAUGAGAAAGAGCUAUCAGGUGGUGGUGUUUUCACACAGCAGGAUCAUGCCCUGUAUCCUGAUGAACUGACGGGUGUGCAGCGCACUUUUUGCUCGCUAUGGAGCUUCCUGAAGGUGACGUGGAAAGACGCCCAUGCGAUUGAGGGACAUCUAAAGUUUUUUUACUGGAUGUAUCAUGAGAUAAUUGGAAGUUAUAUCAUAUUCAGAAGAAAACACAAAUGUUAA